AUGCAUCAGGAAUUUGGGAGAUUGCAAUGGAUUGGUGUUGCAAUCUUUGUUAGCUUAAAUAUUGCAUAUACAAAUCAAACCCCCACCAAACUAGCAGCUCGUGAUGGUCCUCCAGCACCAAGGCCCAAACCUGUAAUGGGGUGGAACUCUUUCUACCCUUCGGGUUGUGGGGCUAACGUAAAUCGUAAGGAUCUGUUGUGGCAUGCAGACAUGCUGGAUCAGAAGGGAUUCAUUAAAGCAGGAUACAAAACGUUUAUAGUUGAAUGUGGAUGGGAAAGAGAUCUGAAGAUAAAGGAGGAUUACAAGGUGGAAUGGAGACCUUGGAAAAAAGCCAACUGGAGCCUACAAUUGCCGGAUAAGCCUGAUACUCUUGCUGCAAAUUUGAACCCAAAAGGACUGGGUCUUGGUCUUGGCACAUGGGGAGGGAAACAAAUAUGCCCCAGGACCAAAGAUGAGGGAUCUGGUGUGAAGCCUUUGAGCUAUCCUGAUGCUUAUGUAACCUAUUUGGUCAAUGUUCGGGGUGCUGCCUAUCUUUCACACAGACCGUUGGGUACAAAUAGCACUGGACAGUGGGGUGCUUCACCAAAAGCCACCAAGACUGAAGUCAACAGUCAGAGAAUAGCAGAUGAUACUGUUGACAGCUGGAAUUCCUUAAUCAGAACAAUCAAUGCACUUUACCCAUAUUCCCUACAGAAUCAAGGUCCAUACAAUGACCUUGGAUGGCUCCAAGUGGGUGAGAAUAAACUAUCAAUGGUUGAGAAGAUCACUCAAUUUUCAUUUUGGGCAGCGGCAAAAUCUCCCCUCAUAUUCUCAAGCGACAUCUCCCGCCUUGGACAAGCUGAAAUUGAUACUUUGAGAAAUCCAGGGGCAAUUGCUAUAAAUCAAGAUGAUCUAGGCCAAACCAUAACCUUAAAACACAGAUAUUCUGCUGAUAUGGAUGUAUGGAGUGGGCCUUUGAAGGAUGGAAACACAGUUGCAGUAAUUAUAAGCUGGUCAAAUGAUGCCACAACCAAAAAUAUCAGGCUUGACGAUUUGGGGUUUUCAUCUGCACACAUAUUUGAUGUAAUGACUGGCAAGGACCUGGGGGUAAUAAAUGAAGUUUAUACCAGCAAAGUUGAGGCGCAUGGAAGCUUGUUCCUCAAGCUAACUGAAACUAAGCCAGCUCCUGAAAAGAAAUUCAUAACCUUCCCAGCUGAACAAGCUGAGAUGAUUGGUUCAGCACAAAUUAGAUCAACCUCCCGUGGAGUUAAAGUGGUAUCAAAUCUCCAGGCUGAUGGGAAAAGUGCAUUGCGCUGGAAUAAUGUUCCUGGAUCAAAAAGUGGUUGGACUCUAGUCAAAUUUGCUUAUAUCAAUGCUGAGCUUUCACCAGGAAAUAUGGAUGAUUCAAAAUUGAACUUCAAGCACACUUCUAUUGUUAUAAAUGGGAACAAUGAAAUUCCAUUUUAUUCUGAUAUGCCUAUCACUGGACUGACUUGGGAUGAUAUGGCUGAAGGAUUUCUUGUGUCACUUCCACUAAAAAGCCCCAAAACAAAAAUUUGA
Molecule: messenger RNA, 1539 nt
Organism: Puccinia graminis f. sp. tritici CRL 75-36-700-3
Lineage: Eukaryota; Fungi; Basidiomycota; Pucciniomycetes; Pucciniales; Pucciniaceae
Exons: 12
Coding region: 1-1539 (512 amino acids)
Biological process (GO): carbohydrate metabolic process
Molecular function (GO): hydrolase activity, hydrolyzing O-glycosyl compounds
Source: RefSeq, a predicted model, not a curated record